AUGAAGAGAUGCUUCAGAACCAACCAGGCCAAGAAUAUCUACAACCGUGCGGAACGAGCUCUUUUACGGGAACGGAUACACGAAACCCGCCGAGAUCUUGCAUAUAUUGACAGUAGACUCUUACCUGUCAAUAUAGAACUAGCCAACAAAAUGCACUGGAUCCAUUGGGAAAAAGUGGAUCGAUUAACAGCUGACCGAAUGAUGGUGACCGAAGCAGCAGCAACUAAUCGCCAAAAGAAGAAGUUUGAUGCGUUGAUGGAAAAGCUUCAACAAUCCAGCAAAACAGGACCAUCACCCGAGGAGAACCAACGGAAGAUUGUAGUCAACUUGACCAGCAAGGAACUUACUGCUGACGAACAAAGCGUGCUGGCCAAGGGAGGAAACUUUGCCAUAGUACCGUCUAGGUUGCCAGUAGAGGACAUUAUAUCGAAU
Messenger RNA from Dendroctonus ponderosae (mountain pine beetle), 432 nucleotides. RefSeq lists its product as uncharacterized. NCBI's taxonomy places the organism in Eukaryota, Metazoa, Arthropoda, Insecta, Coleoptera, Curculionidae. The record is from RefSeq and is a predicted model, not a curated record. The transcript has a single exon. The annotation marks the transcript as partial.